Molecule: messenger RNA, 2252 nt
Organism: Jatropha curcas
Lineage: Eukaryota; Viridiplantae; Streptophyta; Magnoliopsida; Malpighiales; Euphorbiaceae
Source: RefSeq, a predicted model, not a curated record
AUUCCAAAGCUCAUAUCAGCCAGCCCUCCACAAAAGCCCGUAGCUUAUCUUCUCUCUUCCGCUAGACAUCAACGGGGGACACUAAAUCAGACCAAAUCGCUUCUCGCCAUUAUCAAAUUUCUCCCAAAAACUAUAUACAAGAUUGGGUCUUUCGCUUUAUUUUCAUAAUAUUAUCCAAGAUGCUCUUAACUACCAGCAGAUGCCUUACUAAUUUUCGGCUUCAUCGGCUGAUGGGUUUUUUUGAUUCAGUUUCUUAUACUAGUUCUACCAGUACACACGCCAGAGGUAAAAGCAAAUCUUAUUCUUUCGAUAACACUGAUGAUGCUUUGGCUGCUUUCCAGUUAAUGCUUCAUAGUAAUCCCUCACCAUCUAUUCUGGAAUUUAAUAAAUUAUUAUCUGCACUUGUUCGAAUGAAACGUUAUGAGACUGUAAUUUCUCUUUACAAACAGAUGGAAUUUUUGACUAAUUGCUUUUGCCAUCUGGACCGCGUGGAUUUUGGGUUCUCUCUCAUUGGGAAAAUCUUCAAACUUGGUUUUCAGCCUGACAUUAUAACGCUUAAUACCUUGAUUAACGGGCUUUGUAGUGAGGAUAGAUUUGAUGAAGCUGUGGAAUUAUAUGAUGAGAUGAUUGCAAAAGGGUAUCAACCUGAUGUCUAUACCUAUACCGUCAUUGUGAAUGGUCUGUGUAAAAUUGGAAAAACCAAUGUGGCCUUUGGUAUUCUGAAAAGACUGGUCGAGGAAGGUUGUGAACCUGAUGUGGUGUCAUAUAGUGUUAUCAUUGACAGCCUUUGUACAUUGACAGCCUUUGUAAGGAUAGAUUGGUUACUGAGCUUUAUGCUGCUUAACAAAAUGUUGAAAGCGAAAGUCACAGCAAAUUUAAUUACCUUCAGUAUAUUGGUUGAUGGUCUUUGUAAGUGUGGAAGGGUUUCAAAGGCUCAUGGUAUAGUCAAAUUGAUGAUUCAACAAGGAAUAAAGCCCGAUGUAGUGACUUACAGCUCUUUAAUCUAUGGUCUAUGCAAGGCAGGCCGCUGGGAGGAAGUUUCUAUGCUGCUUCAUGAAAUGUUGGAAGCAAACAUCACUCCAAAUUUAAUUACUUUCAAUAUAUUGGUCGAUGGGCUUUGUAAGGAAGGAAGUGUAUCAAAGGCUCAUGGUAUUGUCAAAUGGGUAAAUUAUUAUUUAGUCCCUCAGCUGAAUAAGGGAGGAAUUGGAAUAAAGCCUGAUGUUGUGACUUACAGCUCUUUAAUCUAUGGUCUGUGCAAUUUAGGCCGAUGGGAAGAAGCUUCUAUGCAGCUCAAUGAAAUUUUGGAAGCGAACAUCGCACCAAAUUUAAUUAUGUUCAACAUAUUGGUUGAUGGACUUUGUAAGGAAGGAAGGGUUGCAAAGGCUCAUGGUAUAGUCAAAUGGAUGAUUCAAAGAGGAAUAAAGCCUGAUGUUGCGACUUACAACUCUUUGAUGAAUGGAUGUUGUCUACUCAACAAAAUGGAUCAAGCUAGAAAAAUUUUUGACAUGAUGCUAAGCAAGGGUUGUACACCUGAUGUUGUUACCUAUAGUAUCAUGAUUGACUGUUACUGUAUGAGAAAAAGGAUAGCUGAGGCAAUGAGGCUUCUUGAUGAAAUGCAUCACAAAGGAUUGAUUCCUAACCAUGUCACUUAUAAUUCUCUUAUACAUGGCUUGUGUAAAGCAAAGAGCCCUCAAGCUGCAUAUAAGUUUUUCAAGGACUUAUGUUCUCCAGAUGUGGUAACUUACUCAAUUUUGAUAGAUGGCUUCUGUAAGCAUCAGUGUCUAGAUGUGGCGUUGUCCCUAUUUCAUGAAAUGCAGAAAAACUCAUUGAAGCCUGAUAUAACUGUAUAUAGUGCUCUAAUUGAUGGUAUGUUCGAAGCUGGAAAGCUGAAAGAUGCAAAGGAACUGUUUUCUAGACUUUCUAUAGAAGGGUUGCAGCCUAAUGUGUAUAUAUACACUAUAAUGAUCAAUGGACUUUGUAAAGAAGGACUCCUAGAUGAAGCAUUCAAGGUUUUUAGGAAAAUGGAAGAGAAUGGUUGCUUACCAAAUAUUUGCUCUUAUAAUGUGAUUAUCCAAGGAUAUCUCCGGCACAAUGAUUUGUCCAUGGCAACACAACUUAUUGAUGAAAUGGUUGGCAAGGGUUUUUUUGCAGAUGCCACCACCACAGAGCUUGUAAUAAAUUUAGUUAUGAACAAGCCAGAUGAUCCGCUUGUGCAAAAGCUGCUAAGCUGCUCUAAACAAUCUAAGAUGUAA